Messenger RNA from Gryllus bimaculatus (two-spotted cricket), 2222 nucleotides. The record is from the annotation of a GenBank genome assembly. Lineage: Eukaryota; Metazoa; Arthropoda; Insecta; Orthoptera; Gryllidae.
ACAAUUGCCAUUGGUUAUACUUCAGGAUUAUGACAGUGGAAUACUUUGUAUUAAUGUCUGUUUCCUCUCGAUCUUUUAGAAAGACAAAAGGACAUUGGACAGUCUCAUCGUAAUUGAGAGUUUAUACAAUGAAAGGAAAUUAUGAAUUCGACAGGUUGUUGUACUUAUGUCAUACACUGUGUUCAUUGCCCAGGCACUUUUUCAAGAAUGGUAACAACGGACAUAGAAGAUUUUUCCUAUGAAAAAUGGUAUCCAAUUUUCAAGGAUGAAGCUAUUGAAUCUAUGAUUAUACCUAUUGCUAAGGAUGAAUUGGAGUAUUUGCGUGUCGGCCCUUUGAUAUUACCGAAGGAAGCAUGUAGAAAGAUAUACCAUGAUUCAUCAACAGAACGAAAUUAUUCAGUUGAGUGGAGUGAUGAAGAUGAUGACUCUCCGGAAACAGAGCCACCAACAUUUCCUGUGUUCAGCAAUAAAUUGAAAAAUGCUUUAAAUUCAUUGGGUGGAGAAGUAUUUGUUAAGACAAACUGGCAUGCUCCAAAAGAUGCUACAUGGAUAACUACUGGAAGAACCCUGAAAUGUACAUCUUUAGAAGACAUCUAUUUGCUUUUGAAAAGUUCAGAUUUGAUAUCUAAAGAUAUUUGCCAUGAAUUUAAGACUGAUAAUGGGGAUAAUGAUGAGAAACAUGUUGUUGUUAUCAAAAGAUGGAUGGACUUGCAUCCUGGAAGUGAAUUCCGUUGUUUUGUCAAGGAUCACCAAUUGAUUGAUGUGUUUGACAUUGUCCGAAUAGACAAUUCAAUAUUAGUUAUUGACUUUCAACCGUUUGAUAGAAGAUAUACAGAGAGUCUGCUUUUUGAAUGGGACGAUCUGAUUAAAAUGAGAGCAUCAUUUGAGGAGGUUGAUUUAGAAGCCAGUGACUUGGGAUCACAAAAUCCUGAAUUCAGAUUUAUCGCUGAAGAUGUAGGUCUGCAACCAAAACCAUUACACCAUGCAGGAAUGCCUUAUGAAGUAACAGAGAUGUGCAAUGAAAUGAGAGGCAUGUCACUUAUGGAGUACUUACGUGAGGAGAUUACAAGACAGGAGUCACAACCAGAAUGAGAGUUUUAUUUUGUUUGUUUGCUUGCCUGGAGAAAGCUUGUUUUGUGGCUAAUGGGGAUUCUGCAAUGUUUUGUAAGUUAUGAAUAAGCAUAGCAGAGUUUGCGAGGUCGGUAUCAAACAUGGUUAAAGGUUAUGCACAGAAACCAGAAUAUUGAUAUUCUUAUGAAUAUAGUUCUGAGAUUUCGUAAAUAAUUGUCAGGAAAUCGUGAAGGCCUUGAUUUGGACAGAGUGCUGAUUGCAGAUUCCAUUAUAUAAUUCUUGUUUUGCCUUAUUCACUGAAGUUGAGGUUACAUGAAGUUCCAUCAGUCUGACAAAGAUUAUACUAACAUUUUUGUUGCUUCACGAGGAGCUGUUGUUGAAUGUAUUGUUACAUGAAUAAAACAGUUAAUUUUACUACAUUGUACUUUAUUGUAUCCAAUAUAAGAAAUAUAUAUAUGUAUAUGCACAAUAAAUAAGUUUACAACUUGUAGUAGUUAAAGACAAGAUGUGUCUGUUCGGACUGUUUGUCUUCCUUUUAUUUUUUGACUAAAAAGCACCUGAAUAUUUUGAUCGGUAAAACCAAUGGCACUUAAGAGUUAUGAGUUAUAUUAUUUAAGAUAAUGUAAGAUUUUGUACUGCUUUCCAAUUAUUGGAAACCCAUAACUUUUAAAGUUGAACAAAGAAACAAGUUUUUCUUAUAAUAUAUUCAGUGGUGGCAGCAGAAAUCUUGGGGUAGUUCAUAUUAGAAUGAGAAUCAAGAGGUAAUCAAUGUACGUAAAAAAUUGUAUAUAUUUUAGUAAAAUUUUAAAAUCAGACAAACACCUAAAUUAAUUUUCAGAACAUUUUUCCUGACAUCAGUGGUUUUUCAAUACUGUGAAACAAAAUUGCUCAGCCAAUUCUUUUAUCUUUUGAUGGUAUGAACGUAACCAUUUUUAUGUUUAUAUCAGUUUCAUGUUUGUGUUCAUUAGUGUUUUCCAUGUCCCUUGGUUAGUAAGUUUUUUUCUUUAUAUUAUUCUCCUUUUGUUUGCAGUUUUUAAAAUGUUAAUAACUAUUUCUUUCAUCAAAUUUGUGAUCAUAAUUUUCUUUUUAUAGCUGAGAAAAGCCACCAAUGAUGGGAUAAAUGUCCUCAAAACUAGUUUGGGUUUUUGUAU